AAAAUUAAUAUGCAGGGAAGCAAAAGUUCAAACAGGAAGAGCGAUAAAGGAUCUAAAGGCUCUAAAAAUUCCCAAAGAAAGCCAGCCCAAAAGCCUGUGGCUAAGAAUAAGCCAGCUGAGCCCACUGGGAAAAAUAAGAGCUUAUUUGUGUACUCGAAGGAACUCCCAGAGGCUGUGAUAGAGGUCCUAGAUGCUAUUGACGAGAACCAAACGGCUCUUAAAUAAGCUUAUUGGCAAAGGUAUCAAGAUUAACAACUUCAUUGCCUUUGAGUCUAAAUGUGAAGAACUCCUUGGAGUGGAAAUCAACCAAAUAAUCGACUAUUUUAGUCAUAAAUACGUCAAACCGAAGGAUAAGUUCGUUAUAUCGUUUGAGGACUUCAUUGACCUAACGCAAAGAUGGGCUGAUUCCCAUCUUGUCCAAGAGCAACCAUAUUUUACCAAUGAGGAGUCAAACCAGUUCCUGGAGGAGCAAAAACACGAAAUGCAGGCUAAGAGUAGAGAUAAUUUAGUACUAAAACUUGACAAGCAUUCUGAAAAAGUGCAAGAAAUCUUUGAGAAAUAUGCUAGUAAAGACCAAUCUGAAGAAGAGAAGGACCAAAUCCCUCAACUGUCAGUCAAGCUCAAGCAUAUUCCUGAGAUCAUGGAUGAUCUUUCUUACCUGACCAGUAUCUGAAUAGUUCCGUUCCAAGACCAUGUGGAUGGGAAAAUCUCCAAAAAGUGUUCAAAGAAGGCAGUUGAUGAAUUAUCUCAUUAUUUAUGGAAAAGACUACAUCAGGCAUCUGUGAGUAGUUUAAGGAAAUCUAGCAACAAGCAGGGUAUCUACAAGCAUUCUCCUGACGGAAAGCAAAAACCGAAAGACCUGAGUACCAAGAGUAUCAAAAGCGUUAAGAGUAAAGAUCCGAAGCCAGAUUCUUCUAAGAGAACAGUUCAGACCAAAGUUCUUAAAGAUGGGAAGGAAGUCAUCCAAGAAAUAGAAGUGUCUGACCAUGAAAACCCACUGGUCCUCUCUACAGGCAAAUCUAUAGCUUUUGAAGAUGAGAGAUAUAACUUAGAGAAAGGAGAGUCUGAGCUGCCAUACAAUAUGUUCCAGCAUUAUCUUGAAGACUUCUUCUCAAGUCACCCAGAAUUCGUAUUUUUGGAUACAAAUAAUGAAUUUGAUUCUAAGUUUAAUACCAGUGUGCCUUUUGAUUCCCAAAGGACAUCUUUGCAAGUCCCUGACUCAAGUAAUAAUGCUAUUAAGAAGAAACUUGAGAGUGAUAUAGCCACAUAUGAAUAUUUGUUGGCUACUGACCAGUUAAAAGAUCCUAACGAGAAGGAAUCAGCUCAGAAAUUAGUUGCAACUCUUAAAAAGCAGCUUAAGGAGCAUGAGAGGCGUACUACACAGAGCAUCAAAGGCUCCCAUAGGACCACCCACCAGCUAUCCAAAGAAGAGCUUCGUGAGAGAGGACUCAAAGAAAUAUUUAACUUCUAUUCAAGACAACAUAUUCCUCAAGGUGUUCCCUUUGAGGAACUGGAAGUCAUCAUGAAGCAAGUAGAUCUAGGGGAGUUCACCAGCUUCUGCAAAGAUUUUGAAAUCAACCUCCCUAGAAUAGAGAUAAAGAGAGCCUUCAAUGCUGUCUCACUGAACCACAAAGCAUUGGAGUUCGAAGGCUUUUACAAAGGCAUACUUCGUAUGGGAGUCAUGAUAAAUGACUUGGAAGUGCAAAGACUUCGCAAGAAACUUGGAAUCAAGCCUAAGAGCAAGAAUCCUUCGAGAAUAAAGAAGCAUGCUGAUAAAUCAGAAUCUGGCUCCUCUGAAAGUGGGAGUGAUAGUGAUGGAGAUGAUAGCGAUGCGAGUAAAACCCAAACCACUAAGGUGAACAAAAAGUCUCGAAAAGAGUCAUCUGGCGAUGACUCUGGAUCUGAUAGUGACGAUAAAAGCGAACAAAGCAAGAGGCUUAAAAACAAAAGUCGAUCUACUCAGAACAGGAGCAAGAUGAGUAAGAGAAGCAAGAAGAGUAGGAAAUCCACUCAUAACGAAGGGUCUUCUUCUUCGAGUGGAAGUGACUCAGAAGAUGGUAGCAGCAAAGCCAGUAAGACAGAGAUAACUGGAAAAUCUAAUAAAAAGCCAAAGAAAGACACCACUGAAGAGGAUAAGAAAAGGUUAAAAUUACUUGAAGCCAAGACAAACGAGGAUCUUUUUGAAGAAAUUCUUGACUUUAUUCAGUGUCAUGAUGCCAAUAUUUACCGGAAGAAAAUCAAAGGCUUCCGUUUGGCCUUUAACAUCAGAGAAAAGACAUAUAGGAUGCCUGACAGUACACUCUUAAGGCCAAAUAAAGUACGCUCGAAACAAUCAGCAGAACAAUUAAAGAAAAAGGUUAAAGAGAUGAAGGACAAUAGAUUAAGAAAGAAGCAGGCUGAAGAAUUUCUCAAAGAGCAAAAGAUGAUCAAAAAUCGUCAGACGUUAAAGAAAAUGCACCAAAAGAUGCUCAACAGGAAGUUUGAGCAGAACCCCAUCGAUGUUCAGUCAAGUUAUGUGAAAAGCAUGAUGCAAUCUAAAAAGAAUACUUCAAGACAUGCCCAGGUAAACCUGGGCGUGCUCAAAAUGAUGCAUUACUCUGACUUCAACUUAGGAGAUGAGGAUGAUUUCAGACCAGAGGACAUCAUUGAAGAUGAUGAUAGUGAUGACUCCAUCCUUGCUCUUUAUGAAAAUGAACCGAAGGAAGAGAUCGUAAUCCCUCAGGAUAAAAUAACUAUCAAUAAUGCUAACCAAAUCCAGUAUGACGAGAAGGUCGUUGGGCUUAAAAAGAGCAUAAAGAAGCAAAUAGGCACAUCUAGAGAGAAUAAGAAGGAAUUCCUGAGUGUCAAAAAUAAAGCAAAUCCCAAUAAAUCAACUAUAGCUGAGAGGUAUAAAGCUGGGAGAAAUUUAGCAAGUAUCAGAGCUCAGGACAAUGCCAAUUCUUUAGCAUACCAGAAUGGUGCUAAGAGAUUGAGACAUAAUAACUCAGCCUCAAAAGUGUCUCAAUCUGUAGAUAGACAUCCCUUGACUAAACGCCCAAAGAAUCAGUUGGCAAACCUGACUAGUAUUCAUGGUCCAGAAGUCAAAGGGACGACUAAGAAUAUCAAGACCAAAGUAUUGCUGAACCCUCAUAAGAGGAAUGAAGUAGGAAUAUUAUCCCAAAAGGCUCACUUAGGAACACACCAUGCUCCAAAGCUGCAUGGUCACAACAGAUCCCUCUUCCUAGACCCUACACAUAUGGAAAGUCCGAAUGAAAGAAGAAUUCUGAAGCUGGUUGAUAAGCAAAUUGAUAAGGGUCUUAGAGCAGCUAACAAGUCUAAAAAUUAUUAUAAUCAUUCCUAA
Moneuplotes crassus is the source of this 3340-nucleotide messenger RNA. The record is from the annotation of a GenBank genome assembly. Lineage: Eukaryota; Ciliophora; Spirotrichea; Euplotida; Euplotidae.